Messenger RNA from Hibiscus syriacus, 889 nucleotides. RefSeq names its product chlorophyll a-b binding protein CP29.3, chloroplastic-like. The record is from RefSeq and is a predicted model, not a curated record. The transcript has 3 exons. The coding region runs from base 37 to 858 and encodes 273 amino acids. Gene Ontology annotation, biological process: response to light stimulus; photosynthesis, light harvesting in photosystem I. Lineage: Eukaryota; Viridiplantae; Streptophyta; Magnoliopsida; Malvales; Malvaceae. Gene Ontology annotation, cellular component: chloroplast envelope; plastoglobule; chloroplast thylakoid membrane.
UACUCAACCACUACCACCGUUUCGUAGUCCUCCGCCAUGGCUACCACCACAACCGCCACCGUGUCACAUUUUUUCGGGACCUGUAUCCAAAACUUCAACCAAGGCUCCGGUAGAAUUCAAGCUAGGUUUGGCUUUGGAACUAAGAAAGCACCACCACAACCCAAAAAAGCAGCCCCGAAACCGCCUUCCGAUCGCCUUGUUUGGUUCCCCGGAGCGAACCCGCCGGAAUGGCUCGACGGGACAAUGAUCGGAGACCGAGGGUUCGACCCUUUCGGGCUCGGUAAACCAGCGGAAUACUUGCAGUUCGAUUUGGACUCAUUGGACCAGAACUUGGCCAAGAAUGUGGCUGGUGAGGUCAUAGGGGUGAUUAACGAGACGGCGGAGCUGAAACCGACGCCGUUUCAGCCGUACACGGAGGUUUUCGGGUUGCAAAGGUUUAGAGAGUGCGAGCUGAUUCAUGGGAGAUGGGCAAUGUUGGGUACUCUUGGUGCAAUCGCUGUUGAGGCACUCACCGGAGUUGCAUGGCAAGACGCGGGAAAGGUAGAAUUAGUGGAAGGGUCUUCUUAUCUUGGGCAACCACUUCCAUUUUCGUUGACCACAUUAAUAUGGAUUGAGGUAUUGGUGAUUGGUUACAUUGAGUUCCAGAGGAACGCAGAGCUUGACCCAGAGAAGAGGCUGUACCCUGGUGGCUAUUUUGAUCCACUUGGGUUAGCCUCAGACCCUGAAAAAAUUGAUAACCUCAAACUGGCUGAGAUCAAGCAUUCAAGGCUUGCCAUGGUUGCUUUCCUCAUCUUUGGAAUCCAGGCUGCUGUCACUGGAAAGGGUCCUAUCAGCUUCAUUGCUACCUUUAACAGUUGAUCAUCAUAUAUGGUUUUUUUUGGUGUGUGUG